Molecule: messenger RNA, 585 nt
Organism: Mangifera indica (mango)
Lineage: Eukaryota; Viridiplantae; Streptophyta; Magnoliopsida; Sapindales; Anacardiaceae
Exons: 3
Coding region: 145-381 (78 amino acids)
Source: RefSeq, a predicted model, not a curated record
CAGUAGUCUGGUCUACCAAAUUGGAUUCCCUAUUUAAGUCUUCAUCUUUGAAAGCUAUUGGCGUUGCAAUUUGAUCUCUCUUUUGGUGCUUUCGUUCCGUGUCUCUCGCCUGAGCCCUAGCCUGACAUCAACAAGAAAAAAAAAAUGGGAGGCGGCAACGGCCAGAAGUCAAGGAUGGCUCGUGAGAGGAACAUGGAGAAGCAAAAAGCCGCCGCUAAGGGAAGUCAGCUUGAGUCAAACAAGAAAGCCAUGAGCAUCCAGUGCAAAGUGUGCAUGCAGACGUUCAUUUGUACCACUUCGGAGGUGAAAUGCAAGGAACACGCGGAAGCCAAACACCCCAAAUCUGAUUUAUACACAUGUUUCCCCCAUCUUAAGAAAUGAGGCAGUAGCGAGAAAAGAAAUACAAACAAGGGCUCCAAGCCCCUCUCUGUCUCCUCUAAUAUCUUAAUCGUGAUUAUAUAGUCAUCCUUGUAGACUCUUUUAUGUCAAAUUGAUCAAGUCUGUGGACUAUAUCAUGUAAUCGUUUCUUUACCCAGUUACCUUUAUUUGCAUGCCUAAUAGAUGUGUUUAUUUUUGACAAGCAAA